Molecule: messenger RNA, 246 nt
Organism: Dibothriocephalus latus
Lineage: Eukaryota; Metazoa; Platyhelminthes; Cestoda; Diphyllobothriidea; Diphyllobothriidae
Source: the annotation of a GenBank genome assembly
AUGGAAAGCCUAAGCUACGGUAGCAAUGCAAAAAUGAGCGAAGUUGCGGGAGAGGGGUUGAUAACAAUGGAGGAAUUGGGCGGUUCAAUUAAGUCGAACCUUGAUAGGGUCGACAACCACAUACCACCCACUUACCAUGACAUCCAGGAAAACACAAAGCCGCUGGAGAAGCUCGACCAGGAUUCCAUUUCACCGAUGCACAGGAAUCUCAUGCAAAACUGCGUCUCAAAACUCAAAGAACAAUGA